AUGGAGUGGCUGGAGGCUCACGCUCGGCUGGAGCAGAAGCGGAAGGCGGCGGUGAGGCGGCAGCAGCGCGAGCUCCAGCGCAAGAAGCGCGAGGCGGAGGCACGCGAGCGGGAGCUGCAGAAGCUGGCCGCGCGAUGUCGAGAGAUGGAGGAGGAGGAGAAGCUCUCAGUCACGAUGGAGGCCUGGUAUCGGGACAAAGAAGAGCGAAAGAGGCUGGAGGCUCAGCGGCUGGAGGACUUGAAGCUGUACGCGACCAUCUCCAGGACGAGGAAGAAGAUGCUGGAGCUCGGUCUCUCGCUGUCGACUCCGGGCGCUGCUGGACUCCAGCGACUGCGACUGCUUGAAGCUCGAAUAGCGGAGAAGGAGCUGGCGCUGAAGAAGUCCCACGAGGCGAAAAUCCGACUGAACGCGCUCCCCGCGAAGCGGAACAAGCUCUCGCAACUGAUGCACUCGUUCUUCGCGUCAAGUGUGAGGAAGAAGGUGGAGCAUGCAGUCUACCACCAGCAUUGGGACCGACUCGUGCCUCUCUUCGACCCGGCCACUGCGUCAUCAGGAAAUCGAUCCCCGGAGCUAUUGAACCACGAGAGCGAGAACGGAUUCACGCCUGUACUGGUCGCGAUCUUUAAGGGAAAGUUGCGCGUGUUGCGCCAAUUGCUGGAGCUAGGCGCAUCUCCGAAUACAGAGACCAAAGGCGGCAUCACACCUCUGCUGGCUGUCGUCAUGACGGGGGACAUCGUUGCUUUGAGUAUUCUGGUCGAGUUUAAGGUAGACCUAAAUCAUGAGACGAAGAACAACAUCAACGCCGUCCUAUUAGCUGCUGAUAAAGGUCGCGAGGAGAUACUCAGAGCCUUACUGGAGCAUGGAGCGAAUGUCGACGGGGUGAACGCUGUUGGCAGGUCGACGCUCAUUCAGGCCGCAAUCUCGGGAAACGUCGACUUGUUCCGGAUUCUGUCGGCCUACGGAGCGAGUAAAGAGCUUCGGGAUCGCGACGGGAAAGCGGCACUUGACUGGGCCAUUCAGCUACGAAACUCGGCCAUUGUGUCGAUUCUGAAUAGCUCUAUCGCCAGCGCGAACCUGCUGGCACAGCUCAAAGCUGAAGACGAAGAGGAGGACGGCGAAGUACUAAGCUCCUUGUCAACGAACCGAGUGCUUCGGCAGAAACGAAGGGCGGAAAUGCACAAGGUAAUGCACAAUAUUGAUCUGGUCAGGAUUCGAGAACUCUUGUCGAGUGAAGAUUUCCAGCUCAGUCCGAACUACGAAGACGCCAAGGGGAACACGCCUCUGUUAGUUGUCUGCAGUAGCGGAACGUAUGCCGACGUCGUAUUUUGCCUCAAGAGCCACUGCAUUGCAACCCACCAGAACCGCGAAGGAAUCAACGCCUUGAUGAUUGCUUGCAAACGCGGCGAUGUCGCCAUGAUGGAGUUGUUAAUGAAGUCUGGCUGCAGCCUGUCGACUCGGGACUUUUCAGGUCAUGAUGCGUUUUACUAUCUGAAUUCCUAUGACCACCCGGACCUUGCCAUCGAAUACACAAUGAAGCACCGUGCUCGUGGUAAUAGCGACAACAACAGUAUCCCUGCGCUAGCGCUAGGAAAUAUCGCCCCUUCCAUGAGCUUCCUGAAAUCCGAGUACUCUAUUUCGUUGGCACAAGCGGACAUCUCACUGAGUCUCGAAGGUGCAAGUGAUGACAGCAGCCGCUCCGUUGAUGAGACGGCAAGUGUACAGCUUGACCAAGACGAAGAUGAAAGUGAGGAGCAAGGCAACAACGAUCCAGCUAUUCGGAAGUGGGGGAUUCGUCAGGAAACGCUGAAGAGAGACAAACAUCGGCUGAAAUUGUACGAGAAGGAACGAGCGCGCAUUCUGGCUGCAAGAGUCCGAGGCCGCCGGAACGGACUGAUUGCUCCAUUACCAUCGGAUCCAGCCGGUCGACUGAAGUUCCCUACUUGUGACAACUGCCAACAGAGUCGAGGGCGGAAGCAUUGUCCUUCCUGUGACCAGGUGCUGUGUGAUAAAUGCAAUGCGCGCCUGCAUGAGCUAGCUCAUCGACGGCAUCAUCAGUACGAAGAGCUGACUCCGGAGCUGUAUGUAGGGCACGAACGCCUAGUAGUGGCCCAAACGAACCAGGAGAACUCCCUUCAGUACGCCGUCGUGAAGAGUGUUGACUGCGUCGCUGAAAUGCGGAGCUUAAUACUCGGGGAUGAUCCUGUUCCCUAUACGGUUGUGUCACCGAGUUCAGUUGACCCGGAGGUGGAGAAGUACCAGCGGAAACAGCGGAUCGCGAAGGAGAAAGCCAUCUCGCAGAUGCAAAUUAACGUUCCAGUCGCCGCCGCGAAGCAUGCAGCUCAAGCAGGAGAAGAGACAGUGUACUCGCAGCCUGCUGAGCUCGAACUCGCAGCACUUUAUACUACACAAAAGAAGUAUGACAAGGCUCGAGAGCUUCUGGCACAGGUGAAUAAACUAGUCACAGACUCGUUAGGCAUUCUUCACCCUACCAUGCUGAAGGUCGCAAUCGGCAAGGCUCGCAUCCUUCAGUGCAUCACCACGAUGCAAGAAGCACUUUCACUGUUUGAAAGCGUGCUACCCCUUGAUCACAAGGACACCCUCAUGGCUACUGUAAUGCUACUUCAAAGCCUCGACGCGAUGGAGCGCUAUCACGAGGCAGUUCAAGCGUGCCGCCACCAGUUGGACGAGUUCAUUUCGAAGCGGGAGAUGGCCGACAUGGGCAAGGAGGACCUUGUCACACUGGAGAAGAUGGAGCAGGAGAGGAGGCGUCUUGAACAACUGGCCAACGAAAGCGAAAAGCACUUGGAGAGCUUUCGACGCCUCAUGAUGAAAGACCCCGAGGGCUUAGCCACCUUCUUAGCGUUUGCAAGACAGGAAUUCGCUGAAGACCUUGUGACGUUUUGGAUUUCGAUCGAGGAAUUCAAAGAGGAUGGACUCGAUAGCAAAACCCUUCGCUCACGCGCUGUGGCAACGUACCUCACCUACAUCAAGUCGCGCCGCAUUAAAGUCAUUACAGCGGCACAGCGCAAGAAAAUCAAGAAGGCCAUCACGACCCCCGGCAAGAAACUGCAGCAAACAAUCUACGACGACGUCCAGGCGCAGAUAUUCGAGCUCGUGUACAAGGGCGUGUACGUGCGGUACCUCGCACAAACCACCAAGUGA
Molecule: messenger RNA, 3162 nt
Organism: Phytophthora sojae
Lineage: Eukaryota; Oomycota; Peronosporomycetes; Peronosporales; Peronosporaceae
Exons: 6
Coding region: 1-3162 (1053 amino acids)
Molecular function (GO): protein binding; zinc ion binding
Source: RefSeq, a predicted model, not a curated record